CGGACAGACGAUCUGACGUUUAUAACGUACAAAUACGUCACUGAUAGUAUGACGUCGCUAGCGACGCGUAAAUAACGUUGUUUCUAUGAAGAAAGCGGCAGUUUGAAAAGUUAUCAAUUUCAAGACCGGCGUUGAUUAAUAGAAAAAAAAAUAAAAACAAAAAAAAAUGUAUAAUAAAAAUGGAUAAAUCGUUAGAUAAAGGUCCAACCGCGGCAGAUUUCGAGGAACUGACCAUUCUUCUGCAGAACAGAGCUUUCGUGGAUUAUCUCAAUAUUUUCCUUUGUCUGCAUGUUUUUGGUCAGCACGUUCUCUAUAACUUCUUAGAACUGGAAUUUGAGUUCGAGCCUCCGAUUAAAAACAGACGACAUCUUUACAUGGACAAAAGGGAAGUUUUGAGAUGGCUGUGUGUAGCAGAAAGAAUGCCAAAAUUCAAGAAAUCUGGAUUAUACACGGAAUAUUGCUUAUGCGUGCUCCUACUAGACUCAAAGUUCGAGCUUGCUGGUGUGAACCUUGAAAGUACGUAA
This is a messenger RNA of Ruditapes philippinarum (Manila clam), 524 nucleotides long. RefSeq lists its product as uncharacterized. The transcript has 4 exons. Lineage: Eukaryota; Metazoa; Mollusca; Bivalvia; Venerida; Veneridae. The coding region runs from base 180 to 524 and encodes 114 amino acids. The record is from RefSeq and is a predicted model, not a curated record.